CAAGCAGGGGCAGGGCUGGCGCUGUGGCCGGAGAUGCUGUCGGGCCGCCACGGCGCUUGGCAGCCAGGAGCUCUGCAUUGAAGGCACUGGGGUAAAGUGAAUGCCGAAGACAGAAGAUUUGGAUGAUACACCACUGAAUUUCUUUGUGUGGAGUACACGUUAUGAACCCUUUCUGGAGCAUGUCUACAAGCUCUGUACGCAAACGAUCUGAAGUUGAAGAGAAGACAUUAACAGGGGACGUGAAAACCAGUCCUCCACGAACUGCACCAAAGAAACAACUGCCUUCUAUUCCCAAAAAUGCUUUGCCCAUAACUAAGCCUACAUCUCCUGCCCCAGCAGCACAGUCAACAAAUGGCACGCAUGCGUCCUAUGGACCCUUCUACCUGGAAUACUCUCUUCUUGCAGAAUUUACCUUGGUUGUGAAGCAGAAGCUACCAGGCGUCUAUGUGCAGCCAUCUUAUCGCUCUGCAUUAAUGUGGUUUGGAGUAAUAUUCAUACAGCAUGGACUUUACCAAGAUGGCGUAUUUAAGUUUACGGUUUACAUCCCUGAUAACUAUCCAGAUGGUGACUGUCCACGCUUGGUGUUCGAUAUUCCUGUCUUUCACCCGCUAGUUGAUCCCACCUCAGGUGAGCUGGACGUGAAGAGAGCAUUUGCAAAAUGGAGGAGGAACCAUAAUCAUAUUUGGCAGGUAUUAAUGUAUGCAAGGAGAGUUUUCUACAAGAUUGAUAGAGCAAGCCCCCUGAACCCAGAGGCUGCAGUACUGUAUGAAAAAGAUAUUCAGCUUUUUAAAAGUAAAGUUGUUGACAGUGUUAAGCUGUGCACUGCUCGUUUGUUUGACCAACCUAAAAUAGAAGACCUCUAUGCAAUUAGCUUUUCUCCAUGGAAUCCUUCUGUACAUGAUGAAGCUGGAGAAAAGAUUCUGACUCAGAAAAAGAAGCCUGAAGAACAACACAAUAAAAGUGUUCAUGUUGCUGGCCUGUCAUGGGUAAAGCCUGGCUCAGUAUAGCCUUUCAGUAAAGAAGCGAAAACAGUGGCGACUUAAGAGAUGGUGAAUCUGGUGCACCAUGCACUUUCCUGCUGGACUCUGGCCUAGUUCAAGCUGACCAAUGGCAGAGGACUGCCUUAAGAGUAAAACUGUGUGAACAAUGA
Pan troglodytes (chimpanzee) is the source of this 1150-nucleotide messenger RNA. RefSeq names its product AKT-interacting protein-like. Lineage: Eukaryota; Metazoa; Chordata; Mammalia; Primates; Hominidae. The record is from RefSeq and is a predicted model, not a curated record. Bases 162 to 1007 code for a protein of 281 amino acids. The transcript has a single exon.